UUUUCACGAUGAGGUGGUAUUACCUGAACCAUUUCACGCGUUACCGCACAAGCCUUGAAAAACUGAAAUUGCAUGUGUUGGAUAGCUACGAUGUUCUAGGUGAAGACGCCAAUGCAAAGCGAGGAAAUACUCUAUUGGGCGCGAAGAGAAGUGGCGCGCCCGCGUCAUACGAUGCGUUCUCGCUCGGACGCCGCAUAGACAUGCUCAAAACGAGCACUAUGAACGCUCUGCCAGCUCAUUUGGCGGAGGAGGAAAAGGGUGCACACCACCUGGAGAACCCCUUCCGCAGCUUCAACCUUGCUCUUAUUGACAAUGCAUCAUUCGAGUACACGUUCCUCACCUCGUACUUCUCGCCCAGCCAAACGCAUCACGCCGUCAUGCGCACGUUUGCGGCCAUCUUCGAGCCAACAUUUGCACUGGGCCAAGCAUUGACGAAACAGCUCGUUGAGAACACGACGGACACUCUGGGGGUUUUGCUGUGUGUUCGAUUGAAUCAACAUUUGGCGUUUGAACUGCAGAGGCGGAAAGUGCCGGCAGUGGAGGGAUACAUCAACGCAACGAGCAUGCUCCUGUGGCCACGAUUCCAAAAGAUUCUGGAUCUGCACUGUACAUCGUUGCAGAAAUUGACGGCUUCAUUGCCCAACCGACCAUCAGCCGGGGCGGCACUGCUGUCCUCAGCGGCGGCUGCUGGGAACUCGACGGCACCCACGCCACUGACACAGAAAUUUGCCAAUCUCGUGCAGGGCAUCCUGGCGCUGUCGAGCGAGGCUGGAGAUGACGAGCCGGUCAGUGUAUCUGUGGCGAGGCUGCGGUCCGAAUACGAGGUGUAUUUGAACCGAGCGGGCAAAGGCAUCAGCGAUGCGAGGAAAAAGGAGCGGUUUCUUUGCAACAACUACAGCCUUGUGUGUACGAUAUUGACGGAUGUGGAAGGGCGGCUAGGAGAGGACACCAAGAGGCAUUUUGAGAAGCUAAGGGACGCUUUCGAUAAGUAG
Molecule: messenger RNA, 992 nt
Organism: Periconia digitata
Lineage: Eukaryota; Fungi; Ascomycota; Dothideomycetes; Pleosporales; Periconiaceae
Source: the annotation of a GenBank genome assembly